UCGUUACGUAAUUACGCUGUUUGGCUUAUUUGCCAAAACAUUAUUUCGCUUGCGCCAUUUUCAGCAUUAGCAGUGAAGGACUUCGAAUGCAAUUUGAGGCGGCAUCAACACAAUUGGUGUUGCGGUUGGAGAUGCACUACAGCAAACGAAGUAGACGUCCAGACGAGGAUGAGAAGGAGUGGUAUUUCAGCAAGUGCCACAAACGAAAAAGAUCACAAAGCAGCGAUGAAGAAAAGGAACGCCAUAAAAAGAUCUCAUCAUCUGACAGCCACUACGUGGAGGACAAGUCCAUGUGUUCUAGAGGUCAGCAUGACAGACGAUAUGUAGAACUAAGAAAUAACUACAAGGGUGGACAUCAUGAACAUAGACACCACUACAGAUCCAGCAAGUCAUCUGGGCAAAGCAGCAGCAGCAGCAGCAGUCACAAAAAGAGACAUAAAAAGCCUCACCAUUCAAGCCGCACUUCACAUUUGAAGAGUCAUCGAAAGAAAAGAUCCAGAAGUGUAGAGGUUGAUGAGGAGGGUCAUCUGAUCUGUGAAAGUGGAGACGUACUAAGAGAAAGAUAUGAAAUUGUACAUGCUUUGGGAGAAGGAGCUUUUGGAAAAGUAUUGGAAUGUAUUGAUCAUUUAAGGGGUGGUGAGCGAGUAGCAGUAAAAAUCAUCAAAAAUGUGGAAAGAUAUCGGGAAGCUGCACAGUCUGAAAUACAAGUAUUGGAGCAUUUGAACAGAAAAGAUCCAAUAAACACUUUUCGAUGUGUUCAGAUGCUGGAGUGGUUUGAUCACCAUGGCCAUAUUUGCAUUGUUUUUGAACUUCUUGGACUAAGUACUUAUGAUUUUAUAAAAGAAAAUAGCUUCUUACCUUUUCCUUUGGAUCACAUAAGAAAUAUGGCAUAUCAGAUAUGUAAAUCUAUUAACUUUUUACAUCAAAACCAACUGACCCAUACAGAUCUGAAACCAGAAAAUAUACUGUUUGUCCAUUCUGAUUAUGUAGUCCAUUUUAAUCAUGCAAAGAAACAAGAUGAGCGCUAUUUAAAAAAUAGCGAUAUUAAAAUUGUAGAUUUUGGAAGUGCUACAUACAAUGAUGAAUAUCACAGUGCUUUGGUUUCUACAAGACACUACAGGGCUCCAGAAGUUAUACUGGAAUUAGGUUGGUCCCAGCCUUGUGAUGUAUGGAGCAUAGGUUGUAUUUUAAUUGAAUACUACCUUGGAUUAACUGUGUUCCAGACUCAUGACAGCAAAGAACAUUUAGCAAUGAUGGAACGAAUACUGGGACCUUUACCACUCCAUAUGAUUAAGAAAACUAGGAAACACAAGUAUUUUUAUCUUGAUCGGCUGGAUUGGGAUGAACAUAGUUCUGCUGGCCGAUAUGUUAAGAAGCGUUGUAAGCCAUUGAAGGAAUACAUAGUUUCUGAUAACAAGGAUCAUCAUCAGCUAUUUGAUCUUAUCCAAAGAAUGUUGGAGUACGACCCCGCUAAAAGAAUAACGCUGGAAGAAGCAUUGAAACAUCCGUUUUUUGUAGUACAAUUUUAAGCUAAAAGCUUAAGGCUUUAAAUGGAAGGAUUACUAUGUAUUUAUUUUGUAUUAAUCUUGUCAAGUUAAUGUAUUUUAAAAACCCUUUAUGUAAAUUAAAUAUGUACAUUUUUUCUGUAUAUUUUUGGUCACUGUGUUCUAGUGAAUAUGGCAUCAAAGCUGCCUGGAAAAGUGCAGUCGUAAGUCAGGAUGCACUGAAUCCAAGAUUUGCUUGGGGUUAGGCCAAGUCUGUACCCUCAAAGUUUUGUGACUUUAGAGCUCUGGACAACUGUAUGCAACUUUUUUUGUUUAACACAUGAUGUAAUGUGUUUAAUGGUUUUCAAAUUUGAAUAUGCAAAUUAAGGAUGAUUCCUGUUCAGUAUUCGGCUGAAUCUUAUAUGGCAUUGUUUAUAAAUGCAAAAGAAUUCUAUUGUAUAAAGAACAGUUUGUAUCAUGUUUUUACAAACCAUCUCUCUGUGUUGAUUUUUAAUUACUAAGUAAAAGAAACCUCUGUUUAUUAA
This is a messenger RNA of Xenopus tropicalis (tropical clawed frog), 2029 nucleotides long. The record is from RefSeq and is a predicted model, not a curated record. Lineage: Eukaryota; Metazoa; Chordata; Amphibia; Anura; Pipidae.